This is a messenger RNA of Anguilla rostrata (American eel), 1958 nucleotides long. Its product is annotated as UDP-N-acetylhexosamine pyrophosphorylase-like. Gene Ontology annotation, molecular function: UDP-N-acetylglucosamine diphosphorylase activity. Gene Ontology annotation, biological process: UDP-N-acetylglucosamine biosynthetic process. The record is from RefSeq and is a predicted model, not a curated record. The transcript is spliced from 10 exons. Bases 211 to 1722 code for a protein of 503 amino acids. Lineage: Eukaryota; Metazoa; Chordata; Actinopteri; Anguilliformes; Anguillidae.
AUUCCAUAUUUUAAUUGCGAAUAGCUUUUAAUAACUGCGUUCUCGGCGUCACGUCAGUUCACGGGUGAGUAAUUGAAAUACGUAGGCGUGGAAAUGAGUUAGGAUGUGAAACGAGUCGGUAUUGCUACACUACUAACCUUAAAGUUAGUGGAAGCAAUCGGUAGCGAGGAACGUUUUCGCUGUUGAUUGUGAGAAGACUGAGACGCUAUCAUGGACAUUAGUGGUGUAGAACAGAGACUGAAAGAGGCUGGCCAGUCUCACCUGCUGCAUUUAUGGCUGGAGCUGGGUCCAGAGGAACAAGCCCAACUACUCCAGGACCUGGGAAGCCUGGACUUCCAGGAGAUCAAUCGGUUCUUUCGCUGUGCCAUGGAAAGUUCCAGUGGCGGCGAGAAGGAGAAGCUGGAUAGCAGGAUGGAGCCUGUGCCCAGGGAAGCACUGGGCAGCGUCACACGUGACCGAGAAAGGCUGGAGACCUGGAAGGGAAUCGGACUACGUCACAUUUCCCAGAACAAAGUGGCAGUCCUCCUGCUGGCAGGUGGUCAGGGAACCAGGCUGGGAGUCCCGUACCCCAAAGGAAUGUACGAUGUGGGGCUGCCGUCCCGAAAGUCCCUCUUCCAGCUCCAGGCGGAGCGGAUACUGAGGCUGGAGCAGCUUGCAGAACAGACACACCAGACAAAGUGUUGCAUUCCCUGGUACAUAAUGACCAGCGCACGAACCAUGGCUGCCACCAGAGAGUUCCUUUCCCGCCACAACUUUUUUGGCCUGCGUAAAGAAAAUGUCAUUCUCUUCCAACAAGGCAUGCUGCCAGCCAUGGAUUACUCUGGAAAGAUCAUUCUGGAAGCCAAAGGCAAGAUCUCCAUGGCACCAGAUGGGAACGGAGGGCUGUACCGGGCCCUGGGGACCCAGGGGAUUGUGGGAGACAUGGAGCAAAGGGGGAUCGAGUGUGUCCAUGUGUAUGGUGUGGAUAACAUCCUGGUGAAGGUGGCAGACCCUUCCUUCAUUGGCUUCUGCAUAGAGAAGGGUGCGGACUGUGGUGCCAAGGUGGUAGAGAAGACCGACCCCGCAGAGCCGGUGGGAGUGCUCUGCAAGGUGGACGGGCGCUACCAGGUGGUGGAGUACAGCGAAAUCACCUCAGAGACUGCCGAGAAGCGUGGCCCAGACACGCACCUAGUGUUCAACGCUGGAAACAUCACCAACCAUUUCUUCACCCUGUCCUUCCUCAAGGACGUGGUAAACCUUCAUGAGCCCAGGUUACGACACCACGUGGCACGGAAGAAAAUCCCAUUCGUGAAUGCAAAAGGACAGCUAAUCAAACCGGAUAGUCCGAACGGGAUCAAAAUGGAGAAAUUCAUCUUUGACAUCUUCCAGUUUGCCAAGACAUUUGUAGUGUAUGAGGUUGUGAGGGAUGAUGAGUUCUCAGCCCUGAAAAAUGCCGAUAGCCAAAAUGGGAAGGAUAGCCCCACCACCGCCCGCCAAGCCCUGAUGGCACUGCACCAGCGCUGGGUCCUAAAUGCCGGCGGCCAUUUCAUCAGCAAGACUGGCACCCAGCUCCCUGCUGUCCACAGCAGUAAUGGUGCAGCAGAUCAGCCAAUCAUAUGUGAAAUCUCUCCACUGGUCUCCUAUGGAGGAGAGGGCUUGGAGAGAAUGGUUAAUGGCAAAAAGUUCUGCUCUCCCUUGGUUAUUGAUGAAGCUGGCGUUCAUCAACCAGCGUUGGGUGAAUAAUGUACAGUAUGUCAAGAGGCUGGUGGAAGACCAAAUAAACGUGCUAUAUGUGGCAAAUCUUUUAAGGAUAUCUACCAAAGAAGUUCUUAUGCCCUAAACUGCAGGGAAACAAUGUUCUACAGCAGCUGGAAUGACCCAUGCAAAGACCUACUUUUAUAUGAAUAAAGUCUUCUGUGUUAAAAUGAACCUCUUGCACAUACCGCCAAUAAUCACUAAUACAUUUUAUGCAAAUGAGA